AUGGCCGACGAACUACAAGCCUCGGAAGAUGCUGGUCAGCGGGUUUGGAUCAUUGGCCAUGUGCCUCCUGGCUGGAAUGGGAAUCAAGCCCUUCCGAACCCGACAAAUCUCUUCUAUCAAAUUGUCGAUCGCUAUUCACCUCACGUGAUUGCUGAAAUCUUCUUCGGCCAUACCCACGAGGACGAAUUCUCUAUCUACUACGCCAACAAUGGCACAAACAUAUCCGCUACAAGUGCUCUGACGACUGCAUGGACCGCCCCGUCCCUUACUCCGCUCAGCAACCUGAACUCUGGCUUCCGUGCCUAUGAUGUUGAUCCUGUCACAUUCAACAUCGUCGACUCGUUCACAUGGUUCUCUAACAUCUCGGCUGCCCCAGUACUGGAUAAUCAGACGACAUAUGGACCAACUUACACUUUUGAGUACUCCGCCCGCGAGGCAUAUGGAGCCAACAUAUCGUGGCCUACCGACGCACCCAUCAAUGCCACUUGGUGGCAUCUUGUUACCGAGCAGUGGCAGAUCAAUCCCAGUCUAGUGGGGAAAUUCACUGUUUACGAAGGUAAGAGUUCAGUCAAGACCACAAACUGUACCAGUACUGCGUGCGUGGAGUCCAAGAUUUGCUAUGCUCGAUCCGCAUCCGUCCCUAUUGCUGGCCUCUGCCCAUAUGGAUCUACAUAUGGCUCGGUUCAGUAA
Messenger RNA from Dacryopinax primogenitus, 690 nucleotides. RefSeq lists its product as uncharacterized. The record is from RefSeq and is a predicted model, not a curated record. The coding region runs from base 1 to 690 and encodes 229 amino acids. NCBI's taxonomy places the organism in Eukaryota, Fungi, Basidiomycota, Dacrymycetes, Dacrymycetales, Dacrymycetaceae. The transcript has a single exon.